AUGGUGCGCUCGGGCGGAGCGGCCCCAGCGCUGCUGCUCCCGGGGCGCGCCGGGCACCGCGGGCUGCGCGGCCGGGCCGCCAGCGCCCCGCCAGGGGGCGGGGCCGAGCCCGGGGGGCGGGACCCAGCCGCCACAGGGGCGGGGCCCGGCGGGGAGGGGCGGGGCUCGGCCGGGGCAGCGCCGCCUCAGCGUCCGGCCGGGGGGCGGGUCCUGAGCAGGGCAGGGGCGGGGCGUGGACAGCGGCGGUCCCGCCAGUCGCUGUCUCCGCAGCUGGCGGAGGAUUACUGGGAGCUGACAGCAAACGCCGCCGAUCCCCGGAAAGGCCUGUUUGCCCAGGAGCACAGCUCUGGAUUUGAGGCUCCUUGUGGAGAAGGUGCCACCACACAGAGCCACACCCUGUCCAGCGUGCCAGCACUUGUGGAUUUAAGUGAGGAGAAAGAUCACAAGGCUCAGACAGAAUAUCCUCCAGAACACAGCCCUAAAGCAGCAAUUUCCUCUGUGGAGCCCAUGCACUCCUGGUGGAAGAUAGCGGCGGUGAAGUGCAGCGUUCUCUCCUUGCUGGCGGUUUACGCCAAGGACUCGGAGCUGGAGUCGGACAGCAAGGAGAAGGUGUCCCCUGGAGCAGCCACCAGACAGGAAGGAGGCCUGGUGUCACCUGGAUACGGAGCAGAUGACUUUACCUGCCUGGAUGGGGAUGAGGAAGGGUACAAAGAGGAGGGUGAUGGGAACAACAGGAAGUCAGAUGGCGAUUCACAGACCGAAAAACCUGAGGCUGGUGACCUAAACGAGCUCCGGGAAGUGGAGGAAAGAGAUCCUCAGGAACUGUUUGCCUCUUUUUCAGAGAGAUUGCGGAGCAUGUCUCCAGAUGAGAUCAAAAUCCCUCCAGAGCCUCCUGGCAGAUGUUCUAACCAACUGCAGGAUAAAAUUGAAAAGCUGUAUGAGAUGAAAAUGAAAGGGUGCAUGGAUAUGAACUACAUCAUCCAGAAGAAAAAGGCGUAUCACAACCCCAGUAUCUACGAAAAGCUGAUCCAGUUUUGUUCCAUUGAUGAAAUAGGCACAAAUUACCCAAAGGACGUGUUUGAUCCUCACAGCUGGUCAGAGGAUUCUUAUUAUGAAGCAUUAGCUAAAGCCCAGAAGAUUGAGAUGGACAAAUGGAAGAAGGCCAAGAAAGAAUGUACAAAGAUUGAAUUUGUGACUGGCACUAAAAAAGGUACAACAACAAGCGCUGCUUCCACAACCACCACAACAUCCAGCACCACUGCAGGAGAUGCCCAGAAGAGGAGGAGGAGGAAGAGCACUACCACUGGGUUCCCCAAGGACAAGAGCUCCAAAACCACCACAGGACCUCCAGAGAAGGACCGGAUCUUUCUACAGGAUCACCUCUUCGACAGAACCACAUCCAUCACUCCAACAGGACUGCAGCCAACAUUUAAUGGCACUGCUACCACCACCCUGACCACCAGGGUGUCAGGUGGUAUUCCCACUCUGUCAGCCUAA
Cinclus cinclus is the source of this 1497-nucleotide messenger RNA. RefSeq names its product SAP30-binding protein-like. Gene Ontology annotation, cellular component: nucleus. Lineage: Eukaryota; Metazoa; Chordata; Aves; Passeriformes; Cinclidae. Gene Ontology annotation, biological process: regulation of DNA-templated transcription. The transcript is spliced from 7 exons. The coding region runs from base 1 to 1497 and encodes 498 amino acids. The record is from RefSeq and is a predicted model, not a curated record.